AUGUCUGCUGUUAUUGGUAUUACCUUUGGUAACACUUCCUCAUCCAUUGCUGUUGCUGGUGGGGACGGUAAAGUUGAUGUUAUUGCCAACCCAGAUGGGGACCGUUCUAUUCCAUCAGUUUUAUCAUAUGUUGGAGAAGAUGAAUAUCAUGGUACUCAAGCCAAAUCUCAAUUAAUCAGAAAUGCCAAAAACACUAUCAUCAACUUCAGAGAUUUUGUUGGUAAAAAAUUCGAAGAAGUUGACACCAGUGUAUCAAAAGUUGGUGCUCCAGCCAUCAAAACUGAAGAUGGUGGUAUUGGUUAUGAAAUCACUAGAGCUGAUGAUAAAGUUGAAAUUGUCACUGUUGAAGAAGCUACCAGAAGACAUUUCAUACAGUUAAAGAGAGCUGCUGAAGAUUAUAUUGGUAAAAAAGUUGAAAGUGUUGUAUUAACUGUUCCAACCGAUUUCACUGAAAAGCAAAGAGAAGAAAUUACUAAAGUUGCUAACAAUGCCGGUUUAAAAGUUUUACAAUUAAUCAAUGAACCAUCUUCUGCUUUAUUAGCUCACUUAUCUUCAAAUGACGAUCGUUUAUUAGAAGAUAAAGUUUUCGUUGUUGCUGAUUUUGGUGGUAUAAGAUCUGAUGCAGCAGUUGUUUCUGUUAGAGGUGGUGUUUUCACCAUCUUAGCUACUGCCCAUGAAAAAGGAUUAGGUGGGGAACAAUUAGAUGAUGCUUUAGCUGAAUUUUUCGCUAAAGAAUUUGAAAAAAAAUUCAAAGCUAACCCAAGAACCAAUGCUAGAUCAUUAGCUAAAUUAAAGGCUGAAUCUAUUGUUGUUAAAAAAACUUUAUCUAAUGUUAAUACUUCUUCUUGUUCAAUUGAAUCUUUAGCUGAAGGCUAUGAUUUCCUUACUUCAAUUAAUAGAUUAAGAUAUGAAUUAGCUGCUAAAACUGUUUUAUCUAAUUUAACUGCUUUUGUUGAAAAAGCCGUUACUAAAGCUGGUUUAGAAACUUUAGAUAUCGACGAAGUUUUAUUAGUUGGUGGUACUUCUCAUACUCCAAAAUUAGCUUCAAAUGUUCAAUUUAUUUUCCCAGAAUCAACUGUUGUUGUUUCUCCAGCUUUAGAUUCUAAAGCUAUUAACCCAGCUGAAUUAGUUUCUCGUGGUGCUGCUUUACAAGCUUCUUUAAUUGAAUCCUUUGAUGAAGAAGAAAUCAAAGAAUCUUUACAACCAGUUGUUGUAAACACCCAACACAUAAGCAAACCAAUUGGUAUUAAAGAUGCUGAAGGUAACUUUAUUCCAAUCUUAGUUUCUGAAACUGCUUACCCAAUUAAAAAAUCUAUAGAAGUUACCAAUGGGGAAUCUUCUGCUGUUCACAUUGAAUUAUUCGAAGGUAAAAGAACCGUUAAAGAAACCGUUGUUGAACCUGAACAAGAUUCUGAUGAAUCUGAAGAUGAAGAUUCUGAUGAAGAACCAGAAAUUAGAAAAGAUGUUGUUUACGUUGCUGGUGAUUUAUUAGCAGAAUUAUCUUUGAAAGAUUUAAAACCAAACUCUAAAUUAGAAGUCAUUGUUAACAUUACUCAAAACGGUACUUUACAUGUUUCUGGAAGAGAAUUGAAACCUGGUUCAGUUGCUGUUAAAGGUGAAAUCUCUUCUGCUUAA
Messenger RNA from Hyphopichia burtonii NRRL Y-1933, 1635 nucleotides. It is a transcript of the gene SSZ1, whose product is annotated as Ssz1p. Lineage: Eukaryota; Fungi; Ascomycota; Pichiomycetes; Serinales; Debaryomycetaceae. The transcript has a single exon. Gene Ontology annotation, molecular function: ATP binding; ATP-dependent protein folding chaperone. Gene Ontology annotation, biological process: protein folding. Gene Ontology annotation, cellular component: cytosol; nucleus. The record is from RefSeq and is a predicted model, not a curated record. Bases 1 to 1635 code for a protein of 544 amino acids.